AUCAGCGCGGCAUCUUCUUUCGUCACUGUUAGUGGGGGUUGAAUUCUGUUGCCGAAGAAGCAAGCAUGAGCUAAAUUUAUUGAUAUUUGAUAACCAAAGGUGAUCUGAUAGAGUGUGAAGUUAGGCAAAAAGGGCCCGAGCCAGAGUCUUAUGCAUUCUCGCAGCAUGCUUUUUCAUAGCUCAAACCUACACGCUAACAAGGGAACAGGAGAGGAUUCAAAAUCUGAACUACAUCUACAACUGCAAUGACGUCGAGGCUCUGUGGAUGCUUAGAAUGAAAAGAGCACCAUUUGCCAGGCUUGUUGAGACCUUCAGGAGCAGGGGGCUGUUACAAGAUAGCAUCAACACCAGUGCUGAAGAGCAAGUGACCAUGUUCCUCCAUGUUGUUGGCCAUAACCAGAGGUUCAGGGUCAUUCACAACACGUUCAGGAGAUCAAUGGAGACCAUCUCUAGGUACUUCAAGCAAGUGCUUUUUGCUAUUGGGGAGCUUAGAUGAAAGAUGAUCAGGAGACCAUCUGGUCAGACUCCACCCAAGAUUCGCGGAAGCCCAAGAUGGUAUCCAUACUUCAAGGACUGCAUUGGGGCAAUAGAUGGUACUCAUGUCACUUCCAGAGUUCCUAGGUCACAGUCUGCAGCAUACAGGGGGAGGAAGCACUACACAAGCCAGAAUGUGCUUGCUGUUGUUGACUUUGAUCUGGAGUUCACAUAUGUGCUGGCUGGCUGGGAGGGGUCAACGCAUGAUGCUAACAUUCUCACUGACAACAUGAGUCGACCUGAUGGGAUCAACAUCCCCGACGGCAAGUUCUACCUUGGAGAUGCUGGCUAUGCAUGUCGGCCGGGUAUUUUUCCACCCUUCAGAAAAACAAGGUACCAUCUCAACGAGUUCUAUGGUAGGAACUUUCCUAGGACUGCACAGGAGUUGUUUAAUCUCAGACACUCCAGCCUUAGAGUAACUGUUGAGAGGGCAUUUGGAGCUCUGAAGAAUAGGUUUAAGAUCCUGGAUCAGAAGCCAUUCCACCCAUACCCCACUCAAGCUGCAUUCUGCAUAACUGGAUCCUCCAGUGGGGCUUUGAUGAACACGUGCCUGAGGAGGAAGAGGUCGAGCCUGACGAUGUUGUUAGCUCUGGCCAUGGUGUGGAGGCAUUUGACAAUGACGCUUGGAAGAACAAAAAGUUGGAGUGGGCAGAGGCAAUGUGGCUUAACAGAGGUCAGUGCAGGAUUUGAAGAAGAGGAAGAAGCAGCAGCAGCAGCAGAAGCACAGAAGAAGAGGAAGAAGAAGCAGCAGCAGCAGCAGAAGCAAAAGAGGAAGAUGAAGCAGCAACACCGAUGAACUAUCCCCUAUUUCGCCAAUGGCUCUUAAUAAUUUGAACUGUCAUUUGAUUGUAGUUAGGAUGAACUGUCAUUUGUUUAACUAGCUAGCACUAUGUUCAGAUAGUGUGUGGUAAGGUCACCAUUAGUUAGAAGUGGUGACAACACAUUAUGCAGGUUGCAACCAAACACCAUGUUAUAUGUGCAUCUAAUGCAAUGCGAGCAACCAAAUGCUAGGGCAAAAAUGGUUGUCUCAUGCAACUAGGGACAUGCAGGCAACCAAACUAUGUGCAUCUGGGGCUUUUUGGCCUGCAUCCCCUCAAACCGGCUCAAUAGAGCCAGACUCGCCGGGCCAA
Triticum aestivum (bread wheat) is the source of this 1664-nucleotide messenger RNA. RefSeq lists its product as uncharacterized. The record is from RefSeq and is a predicted model, not a curated record. Bases 500 to 1330 code for a protein of 276 amino acids. The transcript is spliced from 3 exons. NCBI's taxonomy places the organism in Eukaryota, Viridiplantae, Streptophyta, Magnoliopsida, Poales, Poaceae.